GCGGGCUGCUGGCCAAUGGCCUGGCGGGCCGGGCGCGCCCGCUGCGCUGGAGGCGGCAGGUUGCGGCGGCGCCGGGCGCCGGCCGCCUGGCAGGAGCCGGUUCGAGGCCGGGUCCCGGAGGCCAGCGAACACCCAGGACAGGGAUGCUCUCAGGGCUGGCAGCCAUGGAGCUGAAGGUGUGGGUGGACGGCAUCCAGCGUGUGGUCUGUGGGGUCUCAGAACAGACCACCUGUCAGGAAGUGGUCAUCGCACUAGCCCAAGCAAUAGGCCAGACUGGCCGCUUUGUGCUCGUGCAGCGUCUUAGGGAGAAGGAACGGCAGCUGCUGCCCCAGGAGUGUCCAGUGGGUGCCCAGGCUACCUGUGGACAGUUUGCCAGCGAUGUCCAAUUUGUCCUGAGGCGGACAGGGCCCACCCUUGCUGGGAGGCCCUCCUCGGACAGCUGCCCACCCCCUGAGCGCUGCCCAAUCCGCGCCAGCCUCCCCCCGAAGCCGCGACCAGCGCUGGGCCGUGAGCCCCACAAAACACUGACCUUCAGCCUGGGGUGCCCUGCGCUGGCCCCUGGCCCUGCACCACGGGAGCCUGUGGCCCCUGUGGCACCAAUGCCAGGCUGCUGCACAGACCUGCAGGGCCUGGAGCGCAGGGUGCAGAGGAAUGCCGCGGAGCUGGGCCAGGAGGCUUUCUGGGAGCAGGAGCUGCGGCGGGAGCAGGCUCGGGAGCGUGAGGGGCAGGCACGCCUGCAGGCGCUGAGUGCGGCCACUGCCGAGCAUGCUGCCCGGCUGCGGGCCCUGGACGCCCAGGCCCGCACCCUGGAGGCCGAGCUACAUCUGGCCGCAGAGGCCCCUGGGGCUCCCUCGCCCACAGCAUCAGCCACGGAACGCCUGCGCCAGGACCUGGCUGCCCAGGAGCGGCAGAGCGCGGAGGUGCAGGGCAGCCUGGCCCUGGUGAGCAGGGCUCUGGAGGCAGCCGAGCACGCCCUGCAGGCCCAGGCCCAGGAGCUCGAGGAGCUGAACCGGGAGCUGCGUCAGUGUAACCUGCAGCAAUUCAUCCAGCAGACUGGGGCUGCACUGCAGCCGCCCCCACGGCCGGAGAGGGCUGCCCCCGGCACACAGGAUCUUCUGCCUCCAGCCAGAGAAGGGCCCCUCACAGGAGCCCCCCGGAGUCCUGCCCUAGUGUCCAGCCUGAGUCCAGAGAUUGCCCCUAUGAGGCAGAACUCCUGGAGGUAGCAGCUCUCACCCCAGAGUGGACAUCCACUGCCUGCCCAGCCCUGGGCUCUGAUGGCACGAGCGAGGGCAGCCAAGGCCAGCCCAGCCUGGACGACAGAAGAAGAGUCGGUGGUCACAGAGGACUCCUUCCCUCAUGCAGUGGGAAGCUCUGGUGCCCUGAGCCCGAGAC
Molecule: messenger RNA, 1392 nt
Organism: Equus caballus (horse)
Lineage: Eukaryota; Metazoa; Chordata; Mammalia; Perissodactyla; Equidae
Gene: RASSF7
Product: Ras association domain family member 7
Biological process (GO): signal transduction
Source: RefSeq, a predicted model, not a curated record